Messenger RNA from Grammomys surdaster, 2221 nucleotides. RefSeq names its product potassium voltage-gated channel subfamily J member 9 (gene Kcnj9). Gene Ontology annotation, biological process: regulation of monoatomic ion transmembrane transport; potassium ion import across plasma membrane. The record is from RefSeq and is a predicted model, not a curated record. Bases 240 to 1421 code for a protein of 393 amino acids. Gene Ontology annotation, cellular component: plasma membrane. Gene Ontology annotation, molecular function: G-protein activated inward rectifier potassium channel activity. The transcript is spliced from 4 exons. Lineage: Eukaryota; Metazoa; Chordata; Mammalia; Rodentia; Muridae.
GUCUGCGGCUCCCACUCUCAGAGGGGACCUAGAGUACUGAGGGAGAUGGUAUCAGGGACAUGGACUCCAACCCCCAAGGGUCUCUGCUGCCGGCUACUCUUCUCUACAGGCUCUGGGACCCUGAGAACCUAGAGGAUUCUGGACAUCCAUCUCUCCGGGAAGAUUAUAACUCAGAGUGCUCCUCAGAGGGAAGAAUUUGAAGCAAAACCAGACCCCGCAGGAUCCCCGCUGCGGCCGCCAUGGCGCAGGAGAACGCAGCUUUCUCUCCCGGGUCGGAGGAGCCGCCGCGACGCCGCGGUCGCCAGCGUUACGUGGAGAAGGACGGACGCUGCAACGUGCAGCAGGGCAACGUCCGCGAGACCUACCGCUACCUGACCGACCUGUUCACCACGCUGGUGGAUCUGCAGUGGCGCCUCAGCCUGCUCUUCUUCGUGCUCGCCUACGCGCUCACCUGGCUCUUCUUCGGCGCCAUCUGGUGGCUCAUCGCCUACGGCCGCGGCGACCUGGAGCACCUAGAGGACACCGCGUGGACCCCGUGCGUCAACAACCUCAACGGCUUCGUGGCCGCCUUCCUCUUCUCCAUCGAGACAGAAACCACCAUCGGCUAUGGGCACCGUGUCAUCACCGACCAGUGCCCCGAGGGCAUCGUGCUGCUGCUGCUGCAGGCCAUCCUGGGCUCCAUGGUGAACGCUUUCAUGGUGGGCUGCAUGUUCGUCAAGAUCUCGCAGCCCAACAAGCGCGCCGCCACGCUCGUCUUCUCCUCGCACGCUGUGGUGUCCCUGCGCGACGGGCGCCUCUGUCUCAUGUUUCGCGUGGGUGACCUGCGAUCAUCGCACAUCGUCGAGGCCUCCAUCCGCGCCAAGCUCAUCCGCUCACGCCAGACGCUCGAGGGCGAGUUCAUCCCUCUGCACCAGACCGACCUCAGCGUGGGCUUCGACACGGGGGACGACCGCCUCUUCCUCGUCUCACCUCUCGUCAUCAGCCACGAGAUCGAUGCCGCCAGCCCCUUCUGGGAGGCAUCGCGCCGCGCCCUCGAGAGGGACGACUUCGAGAUCGUAGUCAUUCUCGAGGGCAUGGUGGAGGCCACGGGAAUGACAUGCCAAGCUCGAAGCUCGUACCUGGUCGAUGAAGUGUUGUGGGGCCACCGAUUCACAUCUGUGCUCACCCUGGAGGAUGGUUUCUAUGAGGUGGACUACGCCAGCUUCCACGAGACCUUUGAGGUGCCCACACCCUCGUGCAGUGCUCGGGAACUGGCAGAAGCUGCAGCCCGCCUUGAUGCCCAUCUCUACUGGUCCAUCCCCAGCAGACUGGAUGAGAAGGUGGAGGAAGAAGGGGCUGGGGAGGGGGCAGGUGCAGGAGAUGGGGCUGACAAGGAGCAAAAUGGCUGCCUGCCACCCCCUGAGAGUGAGUCCAAGGUAUGACUGGUUUUCUCCAACCUCCUGUGGCAGACCAGGGGGCCAGACACAGGUACAUGGGAAGCUGUAGAGUGGAUAUGGAAGAAGAGGAGGCAGGUAGUGUCCCAAGGAAUGGCUAAAGUUGGGGAGAGGCCCACUGAGUCCAGGAUCCAGUAGGGAAGGACCAGGUCCUGGUUUGAAGAGACUAGAAGGUUGGGGGGUGAGAGAACGAAUCAGUCUGUCUGUGUUUGACCUUCACAUCUGUUCAUGGGUGGAUGGUUGGACAGAAGAGGAGCUCAUGAUGGUUGAUUGGGAAGGUGGGGCAAAUAGAGACAGCCAAUGGAUAGCGUGGGUGGUAAAUGGAUUGACAGUUGGCCACGUGCAUCACACCUUUGUGAGAAAUCUACAGGCAGCCUUUUCUUCCAGAUAUAGAAAGUCUCAAACUAGGAUACAUGGCUUAUGGAGCAGGCUGUCAGGUGGAUUGCAGUCCCCACUCACUCCCUCAACUGGCCUCCCUAUGCGUGACAUGCCUAACUAGACAAAGUGGCCACAGAGAAGAGAGUACUGGGUAGAGGUGAGCACAGAUGUGGGUGCCCUCCCCAGCUUCACUGUUCCAUGGUGAUAGGUCAGAAAGGUUCCAAAGGCCUUAAUCCUCCGGUCAUAGGCAAACAAGCAGUGGGGAUAGAUGCUGAGCAGGGGCCCUGAAGCAGGACCCGGGGAGACCCAAGGACCAACUAUUUUGUGGGAGAGGAAUGCAACCUUGAAGGUACUAUCACAGAAGCAAGAAGGCAGAGAGAGAUUCUGAAGCAGAAGAAAAGCCAUGGGAG